CUGCCUGACCUCCCGUACGGUUACGACGCCCUCGCUCCCAUCAUUUCUGCGGAGAUAAUGGAACUCCACCACAAGAAGCACCACCAAGCCUACGUCACCGGCGUGAACAAGGCGCUGGAACAGUAUGCCGAGGCGGAGCACAAGGGGGACGUGCCCAAGAUGAUCUCGCUGCAGCCCGCCAUCAAGUUCAACGGCGGCGGCCACAUCAACCACAGCCUGUUCUGGAACAUGCUGUGCCCGGAGAAGGAGUUCCAUCCCCCCAGCGGCGCGCUGGAGCAGGCCAUCGACGCCCAGUUUGGCGCUCUGGACGGAAUGAUCUCCAAGUUCAUCGCCGCCACGGCCGCCGUGCAGGCGCGCACCUGGCAAGGAGGCAGCGGCUGGGGCUGGCUGGCAUACCACCCCGAGGCCAAGACACUGGUCAUCACCACCACGCCCAACCAGGACCCGCUGCAGCCCACCACCGGCCUGGUGCCGCUGCUGGGAGUGGACGUCUGGGAGCACGCCUACUACCUGCAAUACAAGAACGCCCGCCCCGAUUACCUCAAGGAGAUCUGGAGGAUUGUGAACUGGCGCGACGUGGGCCGGCGCUAUGAAGAUGCCACCGGUGCUUGA
Messenger RNA from Chlorella variabilis, 612 nucleotides. RefSeq lists its product as hypothetical. The record is from RefSeq and is a predicted model, not a curated record. Gene Ontology annotation, cellular component: mitochondrion. Gene Ontology annotation, molecular function: superoxide dismutase activity; metal ion binding. The annotation marks the transcript as partial. NCBI's taxonomy places the organism in Eukaryota, Viridiplantae, Chlorophyta, Trebouxiophyceae, Chlorellales, Chlorellaceae. Gene Ontology annotation, biological process: superoxide metabolic process. The transcript is spliced from 8 exons.